Messenger RNA from Talaromyces marneffei, 327 nucleotides. RefSeq lists its product as uncharacterized. The transcript has 4 exons. Bases 1 to 327 code for a protein of 108 amino acids. NCBI's taxonomy places the organism in Eukaryota, Fungi, Ascomycota, Eurotiomycetes, Eurotiales, Trichocomaceae. The record is from RefSeq and is a predicted model, not a curated record.
AUGAGCAUCCCACCUGAGAAGAGGGAGUGGUUGUGCAUUAUCCCGGAUAAGCCGGGUAUGCUUGAGAAGAGACUUGAGAUUCGGCCAACCCAUAUUGCAAACCUCAAACCACUCAUUGAGUCCAAACAGAUUGUCACGGGUGGACCAAUGUUCCGCGACGCCCACCCCACCGAAGGCAAACCCGCCAACUUCAAAGGAAGCGUGAUGGUCUUCCGCGCUGCGACUGAAGCCGAAGUGCGUGACAUUCUGAGCAAUGAUGUUUAUAGCAAGGGGAAUGUAUGGGAUUUGGAGAAUUUGCAAAUUAUUCCUAUUGCCAUUGUUGUUUGA